Molecule: messenger RNA, 747 nt
Organism: Mercurialis annua (annual mercury)
Lineage: Eukaryota; Viridiplantae; Streptophyta; Magnoliopsida; Malpighiales; Euphorbiaceae
Product: pre-mRNA-splicing factor cwf23-like
Exons: 3
Coding region: 1-747 (248 amino acids)
Source: RefSeq, a predicted model, not a curated record
AUGGAAGUUGCAGUCGAUCACUACAGCGUUUUAAAGCUACCGUCCGAUGAGAAAUCAGCCAGUUUGACGGAGGACGAUAUCUCAAGAGCAUACAAGAAGACGGCGUUGAAAUUGCACCCCGACAAGAACCCUAAUGAUCCAAAUGCCAAUGCCAAAUUCCAAAAGCUUCUCUCGUCUUAUGAGAUUCUCAAGGAUCCGGAAACCCGAAAGCAAUUCGAUGAUUUGCUCCGAUUCAAGCGUCAGCAGAAGGCGGAUCAUGAUCUCCUGCAGAAGGCAGAAUAUGAUUUACAAAACCAGAGGAAGAAGCAAGAAGAGAGAGCUUCUGCUCCUCCGCCUUCUCAAACGGGCGAAGCAGCAGCUCAAGCUGAGAUUCUCGGCAUGGUAAUUAAACUACUUAAACAAUUUGCUCAAGUGUAUAAUCUAUUGGCUGCUGAAGAAGAGAAAGAAAAACAAGAAGAGAUAGAGAAAACAUAUAAGUUUAAAGAGCAGAGAAUGAGACAACAAGAGAGAGCUUAUUAUUUUCAAGAACAAAGAAGGAGACAACAAAAGGAAGCGCGGCCGGAGGACGGAACCCGAACAAACAAACGCAAACUACAACAAGCACUCCAAACUUAUAAAAAUGUCAUAUUUGAUGGUAUUCCUUGUUGGACUGAUGAAUCUGAUUCAAGAACUUGUUGGGAAACUAUUAAACUGUUGGUAGUGAGCCUCAUAGAUCUGGCUGUAAUUGAGGAGUAUCUUGCAAUAUGA